AUCCGCUUCCGGGUCCCAGGCUGAAUUGAUGGUGAGAGGAGUACGGGGCGUCUGGGGCCUGCCGGCGGGAGAGGUGGUACGACGAUUUUUACAGCGCCGUGGGCGCAGGACUCAGGGCCUUGCUGGAGAUGGACAGCCGGAUUCCUUAUGAUGACUACCCGGUGGUUUUCCUGCCUGCCUAUGAGAAUCCCCCAGCAUGGAUUCCUCCUCAUGAGAGGGUAUACCACCCAGACUACAACAAUGAGUUGACCCAGUUUCUGCCCCGUAUCAUCACACUGAAGAAGCCCCCUGGAGCUCAGUUGGGAUUUAACAUCCGAGGAGGAAAGGCCUCCCAGCUAGGCAUCUUCAUCUCCAAGGUGAUUCCGGACUCUGAUGCACAUCGAGCAGGACUUCAGGAAGGGGACCAAGUCCUAGCUGUGAAUGAUGUGGAUUUCCAAGAUAUUGAGCACAGCAAGGCUGUUGAGAUCCUGAAGACAGCUCGAGAAAUCAGCAUGCGUGUCCGCUUCUUUCCCUAUAAUUAUCACCGCCAGAAAGAGAGGACUGUGCACUAGAGAGUUGCAAUCCACAGCCCUCCACAUGGAAUCUUCUAGGACGAGCUAGCUAGGCCUCAGGGAAGCCACUUGGGAAACUCUACUCUCAGCCCCACCCUGGCAGAGUGGAGUAGGGAGGAUGGGGAGACAGCGAGGCCCUGCCCUGAGCUAGCUGGCCAACUGCAUUAUCCCACCCAUACUGCACUUUGAGUUCCCUAGUUUUCUAGGUGGGCUUCAUUCCCUGGAAGGAGAAGGAUGAUGAUGUCUAGGUAUCGCUUAGCCUGUGGAGAACCCUGCUAGAGAAGGCAACUGACAUUUAUUGAAUACCAUGUGCGAGGCAAUUCCACAUAUGUCGUGUCAUUUUCAUUAACGUCUACAAAUCUUGGGGGCCUCCCACCUAAUCUGCCUGGCCAUCUCAUCCCAUCCUUAUACUACCAGUCACACACUUUGGAGACUCCAGUGGAACCCCGUUUUCCCCCACUCCCUCCUUCUGUCUUCUCCCUCCAAAAAAGUAAAACACAAUGCUGAGGAAAUGUUGGUUGAUACUGAUUUGGAUGAUACUGAUUGGGUGUUAAAUGCCUUCGAGAUAAAAAUAAAAGCUCUUCCAAAGAGAGGAGCCACUAGAA
Molecule: messenger RNA, 1156 nt
Organism: Balaenoptera musculus (blue whale)
Lineage: Eukaryota; Metazoa; Chordata; Mammalia; Artiodactyla; Balaenopteridae
Gene: PDZD11
Product: PDZ domain containing 11
Exons: 7
Coding region: 129-551 (140 amino acids)
Biological process (GO): protein localization to basolateral plasma membrane; neurotransmitter secretion; maintenance of epithelial cell apical/basal polarity
Cellular component (GO): synapse; cell-cell junction; basolateral plasma membrane
Molecular function (GO): protein binding
Source: RefSeq, a predicted model, not a curated record